CGAAAUAAUAUUUAUCCUUUUAACUUUGUGUAUAAUAAAAUAAACAAUUCUUGUUUGUAUGAAAUAAAGCCAAACAGAGUUUUAUUGUUAUAGAAACUGUGAAAGUAUAUCACGACUUUCAAUAGAAGCACUAUUUUUCUCAUCGAUCUGGAAUCAAGUAAGAUGACCAAAUACUCGUCCCACUCUUUAAUUAAAAGAAAUGUGCUAAUUUAUUGUUGCAUACGUUUGUCCUAAUGGUGUCUUUCCUAAGAAAUCCAUUAGAGCUAUUUGCUGUAUCCUCGUCCUAGGUUGGUGAAAAUUGACUCAGCUCUAAAUCGGUGUUAUUAAAUAGCUGUUAUUGUAUUCAACAGUUAUGUAAACCGCUCCAAUUAACACGUCUAAACAGUUCAAGCACAUUUUAAUGUCACAUCUUCACACCUAGUCGCAAUCCCGCCAUGGCAAUUCACAAACAUGUAAUUUCUGUCGUAACUCUAGUACUAGUAGUACAAAAUAGUGCCGAUGAUAAGUUCAGGUAUCCAAAUUGGAAGUUUCAUUUUUUGCCUGGAACUGCGAUGGGGUUGUUCAUGGCAAUCGCUGUACCUUUAGAUUUACCAAAUAAAAACGCCUAUUUGGCGUACAAUUUCGAAGCGAAUUACCCUCUCCCUGGAAAUCAGACGUAUUUCGAGUACCCUCCGUUAAUCCAGCGAAGAAUUGACCGGAAGUUGAUUUACACAGCUUUGGAGACAAAAAUGGAGUCGAAUGGGUAUCCCGGCCGUGCCUGCUUACUACGGACGAUUUGUGAAGCGGCUCAACACAGUACACAGUACGCAAAUGGCAUUUUAGGUGAUAUUAUACAUUUUGUCUUCACGCCAUCAACUUCUAACAAUACUGGACUACUAUCGGUUUAUGAAGAAGCGGAGAAACAAGGAAGUACGCAAAGUGAUUGUAGAAAAUAUAAUAAAAAUUGUACAGUUAGUUUCCUAGAUCUAAUUAGUUGGAUAGGACAUUCGGUGUAAUGAAACUAAUGAAAGACAGUUAUUUUCAAUAAAAAUUUAUUUCACUUCCAAGGCAAUAGAGCACAUGACACAUAU
Messenger RNA from Tribolium madens (black flour beetle), 1070 nucleotides. RefSeq lists its product as uncharacterized. Bases 435 to 995 code for a protein of 186 amino acids. The record is from RefSeq and is a predicted model, not a curated record. Lineage: Eukaryota; Metazoa; Arthropoda; Insecta; Coleoptera; Tenebrionidae. The transcript has 4 exons.